GUGGGCAUGUGUCCUUGUACAUACGGGUUAGGCGUGUUUGAGGUUUUUAUGAAAUUUUAAUAUUGUUUUUUUUUUUUUUUCACUUUUAAAAUAUUUUUUAUGAAAUAUUUUAAAUUAUAUCAAGUCCUGAUACCAGUGUGCUGUACGUACCUUGCCAUUGCUUGUCAACCCUAAAUAUUUAGCCUAGUAUAUGAUUUUAUUUAUAUCUAUGGCCCUUUAAAUAGACUGUAUGUUAUACAUUUGAGAAAAUUGCCCGUGAUAUUAACAUACGAAAUCGUAUCUUAGUAAUGGCAGAUCAGAAUUUACACAAAAAUAAUAGUGGAUGGUUAUUACAUUACUCCUAAACGUGGAAAAUUUUACAUUUUUACUGAAUAAAAUACAUAUCCAAAUGGAAGAUUUUGGCGAAAUAUUAUCGUUAGAAAACCAUAAUUAAUAGAAAUUUUCAAUUCUAAAUUGACUGAAAACAGCUAAACGUGCGGGAACUUUAAUAUGGAAACUGAAUCAGACAAUAAAAUAACACAGAGUAGCGAUGUAUGCAAUAUAUGUGAACAAACGUUUAAUAAUAAAGAAGAACUUAGUGCACAUACAUUAACUCAUUCUUCUGAGACUUUUAAAUGUGUACAUUGUGAUAUGUGUUUUAAAGACAAAAGCAGUCUAGAUGAGCAUUGCAUAAGUCACUGCAGAGAUGAAAUUUCUCGGAAUGAUAAUGUAUGUGAACUUUGUGGACAGUCAUUUGAUACUCUUGAAUUACUUAACAUACAUUUGUCAACUCAUCCUGAGACUUUUAAAUGUGAAUGCUGCGAUAUGUGUUUCAUAAAAAAAGAAAAUCUAGAUAAGCAUUAUGCAAUUCAUUGUGAGGAGAAAAUUCACCAGUGUAAUAUAUGUGCGAAAUUUUUUCUGAAUGAGUUGUCUCUACAUAGGCAUAGUGUCUGCCAUUCUCAGACUGACCCAUUUCAGAUCUAUACAUGUGAUGUUUGUAAGAAACAAUUUGAUCAUAAGUCAAAAUUGCGUAGGCACAGCCGUUGUCACUCUGAAAAAACCCAAAAAUGUGAGAUAUGUGGGAAAACAUUUUUUCAGAAAAGCCAUCUUGCACGACAUAACCUGAUUCACACAGGUGAAAGGCCAUUCAAGUGCGAAAUAUGUGGUAGAACCUUCAAUCAAAAAACUACCCUUGCUAAUCAUUUUAUUGUCCAUACUAAAGAGCUUCUUGAAAAUGAAAGUAAACAAGAAAAUGACGAAGAAAUGCACUCAUGUGAUAUAUGUGGUAAGAGAUUUGGAACAAAAUUGAAACUUAAUCGUCAUAUGCGUUAUCAUACUGACAAAUCUCAUGUGUGUGAUAUUUGUGGCAAAGGUUUUUUCCAGAAAUGUAGCCUUGCUCAACAUUAUUUAAUCCACACAGGGGAAAAACCAUAUAACUGUGAAGUGUGUGGAAAAAGCUUCAACCAAAAGAUUACUCUUACAAAACAUGCUGUCCUGCACACUAAAGAAAAACCUUUACAUAGUGUGAUGAGACCUUUCAUUACGUGUCCUGUAUGUGGUAGAAAGUUUGUAUCUGAAUAUACAAUGAGCAAACACAGUUGCACUCGUGUUCGGGAGAAACGUUGUGAAUGUGAUGUGUGUCAUAAGCGUUUUUAUACAGAAAAUUGUCUUUCUAAGCAUUAUAGGGUUCAUACGGGAGAAAAGCCGUUUGAGUGUGAUGUUUGUAAAAAACGGUUUGCUGCUGAAAGAUCUCUUAAAAAACACUAUGUUUGUCAUGCAGAAAAAAUGCAUGUGCUCGAAGUUUAUAUUUGUGCCGUUUGUGGCAGAAAGUUCAAGCAAAAGAGUACUAUGCUCAGGCAUUGUCGUUGGCAUUCCGGUGAAAAACGACAUGUAUGUGAAAUUUGUGGAAAAGGUUUUGUCGAGAAAAGCACACUUACUCAGCAUUAUUUUAUCCACACAGGUGAAAAACCAUUUCAGUGUACGGUGUGUAAUAAGAGAUUUAACAAAAAUAGCUCUCUUAAAAAUCACGCUCUUCUUCAUGGAAAAGCAGAGGACUCGGAUGAAGCGAAAAAAGAACAACCUUCUGAAGUUAAAAUUCCUAAUAAAGAAGAAUAUAUAUGUAAACAGUGUGAUAAAACAUUUGAUAUGAAAUCUAAACUGAAAAAUCAUUUGCGAUACUGCUCCGGUGAGAAACCAUUUCUCUGUGAAUUAUGUGGAAAAUGUUUUGUUUCAAAAAGUGCUCUUACACAGCAUCAGCUGAUACACACUGGAGAGAGGCCAUUUCAGUGUGAAAUAUGUGAUAAACGAUUUAACAAAAAAAGUAGCCUUACAAAACAUUGUCUUGUCCAUAUGCAACCGGAGCGCCCAGCUGAUGUGACAGAAGUUUCUCACGAGAGUCAAGAUUCGAAAUCUUGUCAUACUGAUAAUAUAAUGCAAGAAGAUGCACAGACAGAAGAUAAAAAAUGUAAAAAUAUAUUCGUUAAAUCCAUGAUUAGUAAUCUAUGAAUGAUAUAGAAAAAUUAAUUCACCAGACUGGUCGUAAUCUCCAAUUUAGCAAAUUAUGUAAAAGCAGUUUUUUUAAUGAUCAAGUCAUGAUUUAUUCAUUCACAUA
This is a messenger RNA of Stegodyphus dumicola, 2590 nucleotides long. RefSeq lists its product as uncharacterized. The record is from RefSeq and is a predicted model, not a curated record. Gene Ontology annotation, biological process: regulation of transcription by RNA polymerase II. Lineage: Eukaryota; Metazoa; Arthropoda; Arachnida; Araneae; Eresidae. Gene Ontology annotation, cellular component: nucleus. Gene Ontology annotation, molecular function: RNA polymerase II cis-regulatory region sequence-specific DNA binding; DNA-binding transcription activator activity, RNA polymerase II-specific.